Messenger RNA from Babesia bigemina, 432 nucleotides. RefSeq lists its product as hypothetical. Lineage: Eukaryota; Apicomplexa; Aconoidasida; Piroplasmida; Babesiidae. The record is from RefSeq and is a predicted model, not a curated record. The transcript has 3 exons. The coding region runs from base 1 to 432 and encodes 143 amino acids.
AUGGAUUCGUUGCUUGUUGAUAAGCCGCUGAAUUUGCCGGAUUUCCUUCUCGAAGCAAGGUCCAUCCUCAAACAGCCUGCCCCUGUGGUCGCUAGCCCUGGACGACUUAUCCGGUUUAUUCUGUUCACAACUAUGGUGACCAGGAACGAAUGCUUCUUUGUCAGAGGGGAAAACUUACUGGUUACCUUGGCAUUCAACUUAUCGACAUACGCUUCCUUCGCUGGUAACGCUGAUGGCCUAAUUGCCAAAUUGAAGUCUUUCAUCGAUUCCGAAUCUGUGGAAGUUGCAGCGGGCAACCAGGCAGAAUUUAUGGGCAUCUUGCCUUUAUCAGGUCCUACCGUGGGGUUGAUAGUCAGCUUGUCCAAGCCUUUUGCAACCGACGCGGACGAUCCGGUGGGGGCAUCGAUAUUUGGCAGCUUGUUUAGCGCGUAG